Messenger RNA from Schistosoma turkestanicum, 1065 nucleotides. The record is from the annotation of a GenBank genome assembly. Lineage: Eukaryota; Metazoa; Platyhelminthes; Trematoda; Strigeidida; Schistosomatidae.
AUGUCUAAAAGCCAGCAACAUCACGCAGUUAGUAUUCCUGUGAAUCGUGAGCAGCGGUCAUUUGAGAGACAGAGACGUGACCUGUUAAAUAGUUUGGAACACGGUGGCGGUAUCAGUCGUGGAAACUGGGUCGCACCGUACACGGAAGAUUGGCCGAGCUCAGUGGAUCACUGGGUUGAUUCCUCGUGGAGAAGAUGGGAGGAAAACAUUCGACGUUUGAGACGAGGAAUGUUUGCGCUGUUGCCGGUUGACCAUUUCGCUGAUGGAAUUUUUCAAAAUCCAUUUGCUCUAAUGAAUCAGAUGGAUCUUCAAAUCCAGGAUAUGCGAGACAGGAUGGGCUCCUUGGAUAUGCCGUCGACUGGUUCAGUGAGUGACUUCUUGAAGGACGCCUAUGAAGUAGGUGAGGAUGGCAAGGUACAUUUCAAGGUGCGAUUCGAUGCACAAGGUUUCAAUCCUGAGGACAUCCAUGUGACGUCGAGUGACAACCGUGUGACGGUGCAUGCAAAGAAGGAGACAAAGACUGACGGUGGGAAGUGUAGUCGAGAGUUCUGUCGUAUGGUGCAGCUGCCGAAAAGCAUUGAAGAUAGUCAGUUGAAAUGUCGUCUGACAGAUGACGGUGUUUUGAUGUUGGAGGCUCCAGUGAAGGUUGAUCAGCACCAGUCACUGACGCUGAACGAGUCUGGCCAGGUGGGUGUUCGGCCGAAAUCGGACCAUCAGAUUAAGGCAGUUCCUGCAUCUCAAGCUCUUGCUGUGAAAGGUACUCACGGGCUGUCGUUUGUGGAUGAUGGUUCAGGUGGCAAACGAUUGCAUGUUGAGGUUCCAGUGGACCCUGUGUACAAGCCUGAGGACUUGUGUGUGAAUGUUGAUUCGAAUCGUGUUGUAGUUAGUGGACGUCAUCAUAAACAGAAGGUUGGUCAUUCUGGGAAGUCGAGUUCAUUUGCGGAGUUCAGUCAGUCGUAUGCGAUUCCGGAGACAGUGGACCCGUUAUCUGUUACUGCCCAGGUAGUUGGCAAUACAUUGGUACUGGAGGCGCCAUUGGCGAAGCAGCAUGCAAUAACUCACUAG